AUGGAGUCCUCUUCCUCUUGUUCAUACUUUGCCCGCACACCAAACCCUAGUUUCAAAGCUGGCUUUUCUUCUUCUUCAGAAUACAAGUAUGAAUCAUUGAAAGAGAUAUUAGGCUCUCCUAAAGGUCCCUUAAUCACAUGUAGUUGUGGAGCUGAUGAUAUACCCAUUCGAAAUCGCCUCGUUCAAAAGGCUGCAUGGUCCUAUUUGCAGCCUGCCAUGCCACCAAUCAAAACUCCAUCUCACAACUGCUUCUUUUUGUUCCUGUGGGAUAGAUUGAAGCGUCCACUCAAGUUUGUCAACCAAAUCUUUGCAGCAGCUGCCGUUAGACGCUACAAUUAG
Nicotiana attenuata is the source of this 339-nucleotide messenger RNA. RefSeq lists its product as uncharacterized. Bases 1 to 339 code for a protein of 112 amino acids. NCBI's taxonomy places the organism in Eukaryota, Viridiplantae, Streptophyta, Magnoliopsida, Solanales, Solanaceae. The transcript has a single exon. The record is from RefSeq and is a predicted model, not a curated record.